Molecule: messenger RNA, 942 nt
Organism: Mesorhabditis spiculigera
Lineage: Eukaryota; Metazoa; Nematoda; Chromadorea; Rhabditida; Rhabditidae
Source: the annotation of a GenBank genome assembly
AUGGGCUGGAAUGCAUGCUCUUCAUGUCACGGGGAUUCGUCAGCAAAGAGAACCCACCUCGUCCUACCAUGCUUGGGUUCAGACCGCAUCUACAUCGUGGAUGUUGCCGAUCCAAGGGCGAUGAAGCUGGAGAAGUCAAUCGAACCUAAAAAGCUGCACGACUUGGGCGUCUCGUUCCCGCAUACGUCGCACUGCCUGGCCAACGGGAAAAUUAUGGUAUCGACACUGGGCGAUAAAGACGGCGGAAAUAGAGGGAACUUCCUGUUGCUGGAUGGUCAAAGCUUUGAGCCGACGGGCAACUGGAUCGAAGCCGAUGGCGACGUGGCUUUCAAUUAUGAUUUUUGGUACCAACCCCGGCAUAAUGUGAUGAUGUCUACCGAAUGGGGCGUACCGCGGUUAAUCAAGGAAGGAUUUAACCCAGCUCACGUGCAACAGGGCAACUACGGUCACAGUGUGCACAUUUUCGAUUGGACCACGCGGGAGAAGCGGCAAACAAUUGAACUCCCUAUGCCUGAAGGUGCAAUCCCCCUGGAGUAUGACAUCUCCGAUCCUGAGCACCCGAAAUUGACUGGCCAGCUCUGGCUUGGCGGGAGCCUUCACAGCGACACCGGCGUCACGGUGAAAGAUGCGAGCUUUAAGCAGCCCGAGCCCCUGUUUUUGAAGGGAACAAGGAUCGCAGGCGCUCCACAAAUGCUGCAGCUGAGCCUUGACGGGAAACGGCUCUAUGUCACCAUGUCUCUAUACAGGCCCUGGGAUCGUCAAUUCUACCCGAAACUGCUAGAAACCGGUGCCGCGAUGCUCCAGAUCGACGUCGAUGUCGAGAAGGGCGGAAUGAAGCUGAACAACGAUUUUCUGGUCAAUUUCGGAGAGGUAGAAGGUGGUCCAUACGUGGCUCACGAGAUGCGCUACCCGGGCGGCGAUUGCACUUCCGAUAUCUGGCUU